AUGCCCAGAUCACUGGCCCCCGCGCCAGCAGUCGACGAUGCCAUCGAACCGCCGGCGCUGGAGUUCUUCUUCAUCAAGACUGCACCGCAGCUAGCGGGAUUCUUCGGAAGCGCCUUCUUCCAGCAGAGCGUGCUUCAGCAAAGUCUCUCCGAACCAGCCAUCCGCCUGGCAAUCGCAGCCAUUGGUCUUUUGCACCAGCAAACAGCGACAGCUAGACAUGGCACACAGUCGAGGAAAUCCCUACCCAAUAUCCACAUCAAGCUAUACAACCGAUCCAUUCGCGCAGUCCUCGAUAAGAUUACCGCCAGCGAAAACGCAACUUCAUUCCUCGCAAUGACAAACGUACUCUUCAUCUGCCUUGAGAUCAUCCAGGGCGAUGCGAAAGCAGCCGCGGCCCAGAUCACCGGGGGAAUUAGACUAUUACAAGCCUGGCGCGAAAAGAAUGGGGCACCAAGCUCACCCUGGGGUCAAAAGUAUACCUCCUUCGAGGCGCGCUUUAUGGAAACAGAGGUUGCACCGUUACUGAGCUCGUUCAACACCAACGCGAUCGAGGGUGCGGGUGGACCCCCCAGUAAAUUCCUUUUGAAUCCGAUAGACGACAACGGCGCAUUACUCCUCGCCACUCGCUUCGAGACCCUCGCCGAGGCUCGCAUCGGACUCGUAGAUAUGAUCACCGACGCGACGUGCGUCUGUAACGGGCUAGAUGACGGUCCCAUCCAGAGACCGCUCGCUGACAUUGACGCCGUGGCAGUCUCUCACUCCGUGCGGCAAAAUCUCGAGCGAUGGCAACUUAAAGUGGAUGACCUAGUCCACAGACAGAAAUGUACCUGGGAUUCGAAAGAGCAGCAAAUUGCCGACGCUCUGAGCAUUGUCCGACUUUCUACGACAUUUGGUAUACGAGCGUACGAAGCCAAAUCCGAGUGUGAAUGGGAUAUGCAUCGAGCCGAGUACGAGGACUUGAUCCGUCUCGCUGACGCUCUUGUCUCGGAUCGAGUGCGUUUCCCGGAUGAACUGUCUCGCACAUUCAGUCUGGAUUUUGGCUUCAUAUUCCCUUUGCAUGCUGUAGCGUGGAAGUGCCGUUGGCCCAGGUUGCGCCGGCAGGGGUUGGACUUGUUGCUACGAACAACGAGGCGGGAAUGGCUUUUUGAGGCUCGGCAUUACCAUGCUAUUUUCUCCCGGAUUAUGGAAAUCGAAGAAGCGGGCUGUGGUCUGCUGCCAGGUGUACGGCCGGACGACGACUGGUUACCUCCGGAAGAUGUGCGGAUUUGCGACUUUCUGGUCGACUCGCGGCCCACGCCACGGGGUCAGAGUUCUAUCUACGACGUGACGUUCUUUAGUAGACCUCAAGGCGUUGAUGGGCCAUUGGCUUCAGUCACUGAACAGAUGCGAUUAGAGUCAUCGCAACCCGUGGAAGCUGCCGUGCCGAAGAAUAUGAUUGGGGGUAUAUUGAAGCGUAGCUUUACAGGUCACUGA
Messenger RNA from Penicillium brasilianum, 1473 nucleotides. Lineage: Eukaryota; Fungi; Ascomycota; Eurotiomycetes; Eurotiales; Aspergillaceae. The record is from the annotation of a GenBank genome assembly.